Molecule: messenger RNA, 1437 nt
Organism: Microdochium trichocladiopsis
Lineage: Eukaryota; Fungi; Ascomycota; Sordariomycetes; Xylariales; Microdochiaceae
Product: RNA recognition domain-containing protein
Exons: 5
Coding region: 1-1437 (478 amino acids)
Molecular function (GO): RNA binding
Source: RefSeq, a predicted model, not a curated record
AUGUCCGACAACGGCCCCGGCUCGACUGGCGCGCAGAUGAAUCCGGCUCAGACCGGCUCUGGUGCUCCGGGCUUCGAGAGCGGCCAGAAUGGCCAGGGAAACCCAGGCCACAUGCCACCCCCGCCUCUACAUAUCCCGCCCAACACCAACCCUAUCCCGACUGCUAUCACCUCGCCGCUGUCUGCCGUCGAUCCAGGAGUUCUCUCGCCUACGAGUGCAGCUGCAUUCGCCCGUCGUGCCGCGCCCGAGCCUAACAAGCGAGCGCUUUAUGUCGGCGGCUUGGACCCGCGCGUCACCGAGGACGUCUUGCGUCAGAUAUUCGAGACCACGGGUCAUGUGCAGAACGUCAAGAUCAUUCCCGACAAGAACGCCAAAGGAUACAACUAUGGCUUCGUGGAAUACGAUGACCCUGGUGCCGCCGAGCGUGCCAUGGCUACCCUGAAUGGGCGCCGCGUCCACCAAUCUGAAAUUCGCGUCAACUGGGCGUACCAGUCCAACACGACCAACAAGGAGGACACCUCCGGGCACUUCCACAUCUUCGUCGGCGACUUGUCCAACGAGGUCAACGACGACAUACUCCUCCAAGCAUUUUCGGCGUUUGGCACCAUUUCGGAAGCCCGUGUCAUGUGGGACAUGAAGACUGGGCGAACGCGUGGUUAUGGUUUCGUAGCCUUCCGGGACCGAAGCGACGCCGAGAAGGCACUGAGCUCCAUGGACGGCGAGUGGCUAGGUUCUCGUGCCAUACGCUGCAACUGGGCCAACCAGAAAGGCCAGCCUUCCAUUGCUCAACAACAGGCCAUGUCUGCUAUGGGCAUGACGCCGACCACGCCUUACGGCCACCAUCAUUUCCCAACGCACGGCGUCCAAAGCUAUGACAUGAUUGUCAGCCAGACUCCGGCAUGGCAGACCACUUGCUACGUUGGGAAUCUCACGCCGUACACGACUGCUCAAGAUCUGGUCCCACUGUUCCAGAACUUCGGUUACGUGAUCGAAUCUCGUUUCCAGGCCGAUCGUGGUUUUGCCUUUAUCAAGAUGGACAGCCACGAGAACGCCGCCAUGGCGAUUUGUCAGUUGAAUGGCUACCAGGUCAACGGUCGACCUCUAAAGUGCAGUUGGGGCAAGGACAAGACACCCAACGCUGCAGGAGGGUUUGAUCCCAACCAGCAGGCUUUCAGCCCCCAGAGUGCUCAACCCACUUCGGCGUACCCCGGUACGCCUACCACCUUCGUCCCCCAGUAUGGCGGUCAAUACGGAGGUCAGCAGCAAGGCUUUGGAGGCCCGCCAGCCCAGUCACCAGCUGGCUACGGGGCCCAGGCCAUGGGAUAUGGUGGUCCACCCAGUGCUGGUGGGUAUGGUCGUGGCCAGCCGCCCAACCAACAAUGGAGCCCUGCCCCAAACCAGAACUUCAACAACGGAUAUAGUGGGUACCAGGGCUAG